This is a messenger RNA of Lepus europaeus (European hare), 3695 nucleotides long. RefSeq names its product CD274 molecule (gene CD274). The transcript has 8 exons. The coding region runs from base 269 to 1138 and encodes 289 amino acids. Gene Ontology annotation, biological process: cell surface receptor signaling pathway; positive regulation of T cell proliferation; immune response. Lineage: Eukaryota; Metazoa; Chordata; Mammalia; Lagomorpha; Leporidae. Gene Ontology annotation, cellular component: external side of plasma membrane. The record is from RefSeq and is a predicted model, not a curated record.
AAUUUAUUGAUGUGUCUGCAUUCUGAAGAGAAAACCAAGGUCUCCAAUCUUCAAGAUGUCAACAUUUUGGAUGAGAAUCCUCCAGCUUCCAAAUGACGCAGGUGGAUUUCCUCGGGGCGUGGCUGUCGGCACACGUGGGCGGGGACCCACCGCGCCCUGCCGCCGAGGUGAUUAGCGUGGGAACGCGCCCGGCGGCCUCCCAGUCCCGCGCGGCACGGGGUCUCGGCGUGGACCGCGGGUCUCGGCGUCCGCAGGUCAUUCCAGAAAGAUGAGGAUAUUUAAUGUCUUUACAUUCAUAGCCCACUGUCAUUUGCUGAACGCAUUUACUGUCACAGUUCCCAAGGACCUGUAUGUGGUAGAAUAUGGCAGCAAUGUGACAAUUGAAUGCAAAUUCCCAGUAGAAAAACAAUUAGACCUCAAUUCCUUAGUUGUCUACUGGGAAAUGGGUGAUAAGCAGAUUAUUCAGUUUGUGCAUGGGAAUGAAGACCUGAAGGUUCAGCACAGCAGCUAUAGGCAGCGAGCCCGGCUGUUGAAGGAUCAGCUCCACCUGGGAAUCGCUGCGCUUCAGAUCACGGAUGUGAAAUUGCGGGACGCAGGGGUUUACUGCUGCAUGAUCAGCUAUGGUGGCGCAGACUAUAAGAGGAUUACCUUGAAAGUCAACGCACCCUAUCACAAAAUCAACCAAAGAAUUUCCGUGGAUCCAGUCACCUCUGAACAUGAACUGACAUGUCAGGCAGAGGGUUACCCUGAGGCUGAAGUCAUCUGGACAAGCAGUGACCACCAAGUCCUGCAUGGCAAGACCAAUGUCACCAAUUCCAACCGAGAGGAGAAGUUUUUCAAUGUGACCAGCACGCUGAGGAUCAACACAACAGCUAAUGAGAUUUUCUACUGCACUUUUCAGAGAACAGGUCCCGAGGCAAACAGUACAGCCAAGUUGAUCAUUCCAGAGCCACCAGUGUUUCACACGAAUGAGAGGACUCACUUGGUGAUACUGGGAGCCGUGCUAUUGUUCCUUGGUGUAGCAUUCACAGUCUUCUUCUGUCUAAGAAAAAAUGUGAGAAUGAUGGAUGUAGAGAAAGGUGACAUCCAAGAUAGAAACUCAAAGAAACUAAAUGACAUACAGUUCGAGGAGACGUAACGUAGCCCUGAAACUUUGGAUCUCCAAGCAGGGAUUCUCAGCCAAUGGUUUGGGAGUUCACCAGGGCCAGAGGAAUGAAUGGGCUGGCGGGAUGCAGAAGGUGUUGGACUUGAAAGGCUCAAGCACUAAAGACAGAACCUGGGAAAAAAAAGAGCAAAAUGAAAAAGCAUGGAGUGGCGAGAGGAGCCUGAAAGGAAGCGUUGGAAUUUCAGCAGGACUGCGAGAUGCAUCAGCACUGUGAGAAGGAGAAAGGACACUUCUGGAUGAGGGGCCUUCAUCCUAGGAAAGUGGGCUGAGAAUCCCUGAUUCAAUGGUCAGAUGUGGCAGAGGCACCCCUGGCCUCUGCUCAGUACCUGCAUGUGUCUCCCACAUACCUGAGAGGUCCAGGGUAGCACCCAUGUUCGAGUAUGAGUUAUUCCUAUUUAUUUUUAUCCUGUGGGGUCUUGUCAUGUGUAUGUGCUUGUGAAUGAUUUCUAUAGGAAGUAUAUUGCAAUAGAUGUUAACAUUUUGUUGCCAAACUAAGCUUGCUACUUAAUGGCUUAUUUGAGCCCCCAAAACAUUUAGUAUUUCUAAGGUGCUUGAUAUCCUGUAUAACUAUCUGUACACAUAGGAAGGAAGCAUAGAGAACAAACUGUUGGUUUGUUUAGGAUCUUACCUUACUUAACCCACUGAUACUUUGGUUGACUUGAGUAAUUUCAUUCUCAGACAUCAAGUGUCUGUCACAGUAUCUGUUCCGUUUAAAUAUCACUUUUACAACUGUGUGGACCAUACACACAUCAUCUCAUCUCAUCCCUUUAACAACUCAAGUUGUUGUAGUAACUACUAUCACACUCAUUCUACAGCUGAGGAAAAAGAGAUAGUAAGUAAAUUGCCCAAGCCAAUAAAUAGCAGACCUUAGAUUUCCAUGGCUGGCACACACUGUCCUUUUAGAAUACAAUUUACAGAUAUUUGACUUUAAGCAGUUCAUUCAUUCAAGAACUAUGUAUUCGGUGCCCUUGCAUGUUAUAUGUGUUUUGCACUGUGCCAGAUAUUGAAUCUACAUUUAUGAGCAAGACAUGGUAUCUGCCCUUAAGGUUCUCAUGGUAUAAUGAGAUCAAUUAAAAAAAUUAUUGGUAUAAUUAAGCGUAGUGUCAUAGCAUAAGGUGUUCAGAGAAUGAUGAUGUGAGAUGGAAAGUCUAGCAGCAUUCCCAAGAGGAGGGACACUCUAGGUAGUCAGUCAUUGAGUCCCUGGACAGUUGGAUAGACUUACACAUCUUAAUAAUCAAGGCAGUUUUAGGUCAUGAGAAGUCAGUAUUUAAAAAGCUUGUGGAAAAUAAUGUUGAGUUCCUUUUCUAGCAUUAUCCUUAUCCAUGAUUCAUUUGCUUCCAACAUACAGUCUGAUGCUUGUCUAUACAGUGUCCGAUUGGUUAGCAGUUCUUUCUUUCCUAUUUAAAUGCUAUUGAAUUUUGAAUUAAUCCUCUUCCGUAAUUCAAAAUUCAAAAGAUCAAUAGGAGAUAAGGAAGAUCUCCAUCCUGUCCAGGCAGACUUCUAUUUCCCUUUCCAAAGCAAUAAUUGCUGCCUUUUGCUCAUGUAUUCUAAGGACAAUCUAUAGAUGGAAAUGUAUGUUGCAGAUACUAAGUGAUAAUACAUAUAUGUCUUAUGUGCACUUUGCUGUUUUUAUUUAAUGUUUUGUUUUUUAUGUAGCAGCUGUAACAAAUCUGAAGUUCCUCAUGGCCAGAAAUUAUGUCUUACCUGUUUCUAGAUUGUCUUUCCCUAACCUGUAAGUAUCUUUCAUUUAGUGCUUGUUCAACAUGCACUAUGUAUAGCUUUAGACAACCAGCAUUUGCUGAACACUUGUUCUGGGGUGGAGUUUGGACUUGGUUAAUUUUGUGUACUAUGGUUUCUCAGGGGUGCACUACUAAGUCAACCUAUUCCCAAAGGGCAACCUUUAUUACCUCUGUGUGAUAGAAUUAUGUCUGGGACUUUUAUUCCCUCUAUCUUCUCUUGAGUAUAAGUUUAACUUUGAUGCUGUACUUGCAGAAUGACAUGUUCUUUUUUGGGAGUUUCAGCAGUGUGCUGGACUGCUGGCUGCCUUAUCUGUGGCAGGAGAAGCCCUUUAGCUGUGCUUGAACUUGUGAAUGCACUAGGUCUCUAAGGUGUUGUUUUCCAUGGAACUUGGAGAGACACCCUCUCAUGAGGUCUCUGAGUUUUGCUUUCCUCUUAGCCAUUUACUUGGCCAUUUUCUGGAACUUUCUUUGCUUUACCACACAUCAUGUCUGAAGAAAUAAAGUCUCUAACAAGACUCCUUCUUAAUCUAUUUGUAUUUCUACAGUCACUAAUUUGUAUGACAGUGUCCUUUGUGUGAAGCGUAAGCCAAGGUUCUGACUGAGAAAGACAUACCCAAGUCUAAGCAUCUCAUGGUGUUGGAUUUGCAAAGCACUUUAUUAUUGUUUUUUUGAGUUGUGUUUCAUUGUAAACAACAUGAGCAGAGAUAAUAUCUGAUUCUGUAUUUGAAGGUUAUUGUUUGUACCUGCAUUAAUUUAAUAAAAUAUUCUUAUUUAUUUUGUUUCUCAGUACA